GAAGAGUUGACUCGACUGCAUGCAAAAUGUCUGUCGAAACGAUUACGACCAUCUCCCCUAUCACGAACAAGCCAAUCUUGACCAGAAAUGGCGUUUCUGCGGCUGGUCUCAAGCUCCUCCCUGAGGUGGCAACAGAAGCUUUCCUCAGCUUCCGGAAGACCACUUUGGCAGACAGACAAGCAAUUGUGAAAAAAGCACUGAAGCUUCUGGGGGACAAGCAGGAUAUACUGGCAAAAGAACUCACGGAGCAGAUGGGACGACCGAUUGCAUACACGGCAAAGGAAGUGACAACAGCGGUGAAGCGAGGAGAAUAUUUGCUCAAGAUCAGCGAAGAGACGUUGAAGGACACGGAGGGCGAGGCAGAAAAGGGAUUCAAGAGAUUUAUUCGAAAAGUUCCUGUCGGCCCGGUUCUUAUACUUUUUGCUUGGAAUUAUCCAUAUUUGAUUCUGAUCAACUCCCUCAUACCCGCCCUUCUCGCAGGCAAUUCAGUCAUUUUGAAACCUUCUCCUCAGACACCGACCAUCGUCGAGCAUAUCACUUCCAUUUUCGAAGAAGCCGGCCUCACCCAGAAUGUCAUACAAUAUUUCCACUGUGGUUCUCCUACUACAAUAGAGUCGAUUGUUAGGGAUCCAAAAGUAGCUCUCAUAUGCUUCACUGGUUCUGUAGCUGGUGGUUUGGCUGUUCAGAAAGCUGCGGCAGACCGCAUUGUGAAUGUCGGUCUGGAAUUGGGUGGCAAAGACCCAGCUUACAUCCGAUCAGAUGUCGACGUCGCAUGGGCUGCAGAGGAAAUUGUGGAUGGUGCGAUCUUCAACUCUGGCCAAAGUUGUUGCAGUCUGGAACGCAUCUACGUUGACGAAAAGAUCCAUGACGAGUUUGUUAAAGCUGUGCAAAGCGUUCUCAAGAACUACAAACUUGGCGAUCCCUUUGAUGAGAAGACGCACCUUGGUCCUGUUGUCUCGAAGCAUUCGAAGGAGACGAUCGAAGCCCAUAUCAAGGACGCACUAGAGAAGGGUGCAAAGGACGCCACUCCUGAGAAUGAUUCGUUUAAAUCUCCCCCUCCUGACGGGAAUUUCGUCAAGCCCACCCUUCUCACAAACGUCGAUCACAGUAUGAUUGUCAUGACCGAAGAAAGCUUCGGGCCUAUUUUGCCAGUAAUGAAAGUCAAGGGAGACACGGAAGCUAUCAAGUUGAUGAAUGACAGCGAGUUUGGGCUUACUGCCUCUAUAUGGACGAAGGAUGGUGAAAAAGGGGCUGAACUGGCGGAGCAGGUGGACGCAGGGACCGUGUUUGUCAAUCGUUGCGAUUAUCCAAGCCCUGAUCUUGCUUGGACUGGCUGGAAGAAUUCUGGGAAAGGUGUUACUUUGAGCAAGUUCGGAUUUGAGCAAUUUGUGAAGCUGAAAAGCCUCCACUUUAAGGAUUAUCCGAAGUAACGGGUCACAUGCAACGAUGACUUUGCUCCAUUGGCAUAAGCCAUAGGACCUUCAGCGGCACAAGGUCUCGGAAAUGUAGCCCGGACAUCGACGAUCUUAAACGACGAAGGUAUGAUAGUACGAAACUGGGCACUACCUUCGCGAUGGAGGUCUCUCCGACGUUGUGUUAUAGAAGCUUAUGCCUUCUAGCUGGCUCUAGAGUGGAAAACUAAAGUUGUUAUGAUAGCACAAGAAGACUUUGGUCGCCGACUCGUGCUUUGUCCCAAAACGUGGUUGUUCAACGGUCACCCCUUGCGGCCUUCGUGAUUGGCUCCCUUCGACGCCAUCCCUUGGAACCGCACCCUUGAUUGUCC
Molecule: messenger RNA, 1783 nt
Organism: Hyaloscypha bicolor E
Lineage: Eukaryota; Fungi; Ascomycota; Leotiomycetes; Helotiales; Hyaloscyphaceae
Product: putative succinate-semialdehyde dehydrogenase
Exons: 3
Coding region: 27-1430 (467 amino acids)
Molecular function (GO): aldehyde dehydrogenase (NAD+) activity
Source: RefSeq, a predicted model, not a curated record